CGAGUUACGAUGGCCUUCACGAUAUUUGCUAUGUACUUCAUCAACUUUGCACUCUCAUUCACUUUAUCACUCGCAGCUGCAAGAGACGAGGACCCUACCUGGCACCGAUAUGUCAGGUCCCCCGGUUCCAAAGUUGUCAAGCCAACUGGAAUUCUUCUGGAUAGCAUCGUUGGCAAUGUCUCCAAUCCGACUGGCUUGAUCCACGGCCUAGGUGCGACAGUGCUGAGUCGAAGCAAUGACAUUGACCUGCUGCCGACCAUAGUGGUGGACUUUGGGCAGAAUGUUGUGGGCAUCUUGAGUCUCGAAUUCAGCGGAUCGCAGAAUAUGUCUACUGGGCUGCCCGGGUUGAGAUUGGCAUUUUCUGAAACCUUGGAGUACCUCUCGGACCGGAGCGAUUUUACGAGGUCUGACAAUGCAAACGGGAACGAAAAAGUGACCAAUGGGACAGACCAGGUGGCUGUCAGAAACAUCAAUUACACCUGGACAGAUUUGCAUGGAUGUGAAGAGGACACAAAGGUCUGCUCGGAUGGACUACACGGGUUUCGGUAUGUCAAGAUCUGGCUCGAAGCCCUGCCAUCAGAUGCGCCACUCACGUCCUCUCUUGGCUUUGUUUCCAUCUCAAGCAUAAGUCUGGAGUGGUCUGCAUAUCUCGGAACACCGCCUUCUUUUACAGGCUGGUUCGAAUGCUCAGAUCAAAAUCUUACGCAAUGGUGGUAUGACGGGGUCUACACGGUUGAUAUGGGGACGGAUACGUUCUUUGCCAACGAGACGGAGCCUAGAGGAGCCUCUAGCCCGACCUUGGAGGGCAAGCAAGUGCUCUUUGACGGAGCCAAACGAGACAGAGACCCGUAUGUCGGUGACUUGGCCGUUGCAUCAUUGACCUCGUAUUUGUCUCAUGAUUUUGCCGAGGCGACGCGCAAUGUGCUGGAGGAUCUGGCGCUGCAUCAACGCGAUGAUGGAUGGAUUCCCCCAGCAAGCAUUGUUGAUCUGGUUAUGUACACCGGCAACACGUCAUAUGCAGACACCUACUGGAACACGCUUGUCAAGGUGCUUGACGGUUACUACCCUUCCAACACGAACAGCACAACCGGGCUUUUGGAUAAGACUGCAGAUAUGGGCUAUGGUGACUAUGCAUUCCUACCUCGAUCAGGGCCAGUCACUUACUACAACGCCCUGUAUGUCCACGCUCUGUCCUAUGCUUCUCGACUAGCGAACAGCCUUGGCCGAGGUGAUGAUGCCGCGAGAUGGUCUUCUAGAGCUGGCGCAAUUGGCGAUGCGCUACUGAGCCAUAACCUCGACCAGAGCGUCGGCGCAUUCUAUGAUGGCGGACCAUGUUCUGGAGGAGCAGCAGGCACCAUUUGUGAUGUGCACGCACAAGAUGGAAAUGCCAUUGCCAUUCUUGCGGGCGUCACAGAUGAGAAAACGUCGGCUGGUAUUCUGGACUAUUGGCAGAAUGCGACCUCUCAAGUGUACGGAAAUGCAUUCUAUGACAGCAGCGUCUUGAGCCCAGGAGACCACUUCGAUCAGCGUGUCUACGCCUUCAUCUCAUACUUUGAGAUUGCUGCCCGCUUUUCUACUCCUGGAAAAGCUUCCUCUGCUUUUGACGAGAUUCGGCGACUGUAUGGCUGGAUGUCUGCUCAAGAUCCUGGCAUCACCAUGUGGGAGGGCAUUGGACCGAAUGGGACUGCGUAUGAGGGCUCAUUUACUUCCAUGGCCCAUGGCUGGUCGACGGGGAUCGUGCCCUUGUUGACUGGUUACGUGCUGGGAGUACAGCCUCAAUCGCCGGGGUUCAAGACGUGGAAGAUCUGUCCUGUGGUUGAAGGAGGAGGAUUGACGUGGGCCAGAGGAGAGGUCCCCACGCCGCAAGGGAAGAUUGCAGUGUCAUGGGAGAUGAAAGAUGCAGAAUCCGGGCCAACGCUUUUGCUGGAGCUUGAGACUCCGGAAGGGUCAUCUGGGACGGCGUGUGUUCCCACUCUGGGGAUUGAAAGCCCAAAGAUCACCUUGGAUGGGAGUCCAAUUCAGGCUCCCCCGGAUCAGAUUUCAAUAACUGUCAACGUUUCUGGAGGCAAGCAUGUCUUUGCGGUUGAGUCUUGA
This is a messenger RNA of Trichoderma reesei QM6a, 2094 nucleotides long. RefSeq names its product glycoside hydrolase family 78. The transcript is spliced from 4 exons. Gene Ontology annotation, biological process: carbohydrate metabolic process. The annotation marks the transcript as partial. Lineage: Eukaryota; Fungi; Ascomycota; Sordariomycetes; Hypocreales; Hypocreaceae. The record is from RefSeq and is a predicted model, not a curated record.